AUGGCACAGCAGAUCCUUCUUGCUCCACCUUCUGAACGGACCCUCUCCCAAGCCGAAGGCCUUGCGGUGGUUCAGAUCUUUCUCAAUGCAUCGUUGGCCUGUAUCGCUCACGCAAGAGAGCUGAUCCCAUGGACAUCGCCUUGCUUCCGCACGGGCUAUGUCGACCAGAUCACUCUUGAAGACGACCCGCCCGGUGGAGAGAGUUUAUACUCUGCUUUUCAAGGUCUCACAUCAGAAAAGACCGUUGGUGAAGGUCAGGAGAUCAAACUCCUCGAGCAAGGAGUAUUUGACGCCUUACAUCGAAGUUACCUAGACAGCCUUCGAGUGUUUGUGACCAAGGCAACAGAAAGCCAGCCAGUGAUUGUUGAGACUUACCAUUUCGCUUUUGCGUAUGACCAUGGUCGAGUCACGGGCGUGCGAUUGAGUCCGUUGGAUCAGGCAUUCGUCUUGGAGAAUGUACACAAAAGUUUCAAGGCUGCGAUACGGGCUCUGCUUCGCUCACUGAGGAAUCUACCUCGUCUGCCAGCUCGUCGCAAGCUAGGAAUGAGCCUCACGUACAACGAGACAUGUCCUAUGGUAUAUCAACCGCCCGGAUUUGUAGACAAAGAUGAGUACCAAGAGGAGGAAGGCGGGGCAAUGUGUGAGGCGUUGCUGAGACGAGAUGAGGAUGUUGUUGGUGCGCUGGAAUGCGGACACCAUCAGGUGCGUGUUGCAGUACGCCUCCAAAGCGCGCAGAGAGAAGAAUCAUCGAUUGAUCUGCAAGACACGGAAAUGAGCAGACAGCUGCAGGCAAUGCAGAAGACGUCCUCCAGCCGCAGCAACAACCUAGUCUCUACGUUGAGAGAUUCACUUCCAGGAUUGAAGCGUCCAAGGACCGGUCCAAUACCUGGUGCCAAACGCCCAAGAGCCUCUUAUCCUGACAAGGUUUCGAACGACGAAUCUGUUCCACACAAUGUCGGUAUAAACCUCGCAACAGGGUUACAAAGCCUUGAGAAGCCGACUUUCAGAAGCCCAGAAUCGGGCCAGGGGAUAGUGUCCAGAGAUCAUCCCGCCCCAAAAAGUACGCCGCAAGGAAGUGCUCUCUGUCUCUGUAUCACCAAGCUCACGGAGCUCCUCAUACACUGCCAUGCCAUUCAAAGUGGAAAGACAAGCGGAAGCGAGAAUGUUUUUGACCAUGGUCUUUUAGCUGAAGGAAAGAUCAAACGGCUUCAUCGAUCGAGUCGCGUCAACUGUGAGUGUGGAAGUCAGCAUGGAUCAAGUUCAAUGCUCUACUGCGAAGUAUGUGACGGUUGGCAACAUAGCAAAUGCUACGGCCGCGACAAAAGCCUCACCUCUGCUACUAUAUCGGAGCAUUUCUGCUAUACCUGUCUCCUGUCUUCUGAAAGGCCAGACCCCUCGAAGUCCCCCUUGCUCAUUACUCUCCUGCGAAUGGCAGUAGGCUAUCUCACAACAAAAGCCAUGCCGGGAUCGCGGAUCGAGGGCAACUUCCUGCAAACACGACUGCAACCACCGCGAUGGACGACCAAGGUGCUUGAUCGGACACUGGAGCGACUUGUGGAAGAAGGACUGCUUGUGCGGCGGGCCGGAGGAUCUUUCGAAGUCACAUCGCUCAGCGACUCGGAGUUGCGGCAGGUCCAGGAGCGAUGUAUGAGCCCAUUGGCGUCAAUAGAGGAUCUUUAUGAGAUCUGUGCAGACAUCGAAAAAGCGCGCAACGGCAAGGACCUGAUGAUUUGGCUCAAAGCGUACGCUCGUGGAAAUGACUAUACGACGGCUGAAGGAUGCGAAAAGCUGACUGCGUACGACGACUUUGGCGAUCCAGUAGUCCGCUGGGGAUAUCGCCUCGAUGCAACGAUCCCUUCACCGAGAGACUCGGUUGUCGAAGGUGGGACAGCGACGCCAGUACGUCGACGCAAGAUCAGUAUCUCGCGCAUCCUAAUCGACAUUGACGGUUCCCCAUCUGCUGCGAGCAUGAGUCUCGAAGAAACCACAGGGCGAAACUCCAAUGACAGGGGGUACAACACCGAUUGCAGCACCACAACCUGGACCGGGACCGCCGACUAA
Molecule: messenger RNA, 2061 nt
Organism: Fonsecaea multimorphosa CBS 102226
Lineage: Eukaryota; Fungi; Ascomycota; Eurotiomycetes; Chaetothyriales; Herpotrichiellaceae
Exons: 4
Coding region: 1-2061 (686 amino acids)
Biological process (GO): synaptonemal complex assembly; meiotic recombination checkpoint signaling
Cellular component (GO): nucleus
Source: RefSeq, a predicted model, not a curated record